This is a messenger RNA of Melitaea cinxia (Glanville fritillary), 645 nucleotides long. RefSeq lists its product as uncharacterized. Bases 103 to 567 code for a protein of 154 amino acids. Gene Ontology annotation, molecular function: odorant binding. The record is from RefSeq and is a predicted model, not a curated record. The transcript has 4 exons. Lineage: Eukaryota; Metazoa; Arthropoda; Insecta; Lepidoptera; Nymphalidae.
UGUGAGGCGGUGCGCGCGUGAGUGUUACUGCAAGCGUUGCUUCGGUUGUCGCUGGUUGCUCUGCUGUUGCUCGUGUCGUUGUUCCUGUUAUAAGGAAGAACAAUGAUCGCCGUUCUGCUGCUCGCUGUAUCCUUUGGAAUUCAUCAGAUAAGAGCUGAUUGUAAAAAUUGCGUGGUGCUCGGUAAAGCUGAGAAGGCAAUGUUCCGUGCGCAUUCCGAGGCUUGCCUCGCACAGUCCCAAGUUGAGCCCAAGCUUGUGGACGGAUUGCUUCGUGGCGAACUCGUCGAGGAUCCUCGCUUAAAGAGACACGUGUACUGCGUGUUGCUCAAGUGCAAGAUGAUCAGUAAGGACGGCAAGCUGCAGAAGGCGGCGGUGCUGGGGAAGUUAGCGACGCGCGGAGAGGGGAAGAAUGUCACAAAGGUUCUGGAAAAUUGUGCGAACCAGCAAGGAGAGAGUCCAGAGGAUCUCGCUUGGAAUAUAUUUCGUUGUGGGUAUGAUAAGAAGGCGGUCCUUUUUGACUACAUGCCUGCAGCAUCAAGCGGCACCGAAGACAAUGACACUAAGUAGUUUAACUAUGCGUCAAUAGAUGGCGCUAAUAAAAAUAUAUGUAAACUUUACAGUGUAUUUAAUUAUAUGAAAAAUUAU